CCUGCAAUCUUGAAGCCAGGCAGUUGCUCAUCAGAUCUUAGCGUGCAAACGACUGUGGAAUCUGAGUUGUCCUGUGGCCCCAGAUUUGUUCAGGAUUUCCUGCAUCGGGCAUGUGAAAAAAGGGAGAUGGAGAUGCGUGCAUCAGUUGCAGCAAUCGAGACACAGUCAUCACGCUCUCCUGUUGACCGGCAAGGCUGAUGAAGCUGAAGAUCCAGCACAUUAUUCGUGCGAUUUCCAACAUCCCCUGAUUAGAUAGAUAAAUCUCAUACCGCGCGAACAUCUCUUCAUCUAUCCAAGAAGGAUGUGCAGAUAUCUCAUGAUCGAAGCUCCUUCGAGUGCAAAUCCUUCGAUGAACAAGGAAGAGGCUGCGUCAAUGGCUGCGGACCAGCUCCCAUGCAAAGAACGGAGGGACGGACUUUUCCUUUGCGUCAAGGAUUCCACAUCUCCACGCAGCGCUGGCAGUGGCAGCGCAUUCAUGCGUGUCUCAUCAUGCCGCGUUGCCGCACACAUCAUGCCGCACUGCCGAUGGCGGAGCGUACCCCAGCUGCGUUGCCUGGUGGGGGGGCACACCCACCCCGCGAUCGUGCUGGGUGGCUGGCUCACACAGACGACAAAGCAUUCCUCAGGAACGGGCACACGGGCUGGGGGGCAAAGGCCAUCGCUUCCGCAGCCGAGAACACGCUCUAGAAAGGUAGAAAAGGGAGCAAAGGCCCUCUGCAUGAUUCCUUCCCGCCACCGUGACGGGCACACGGGAGGCGGUUCUCAGAUUAUCGGGCCGCGGAUCCUUGCUCACCACAUGGCGUGGGCUCGCGCUAGAAGAUUUGCCAAACGUUGGCGAGGGACCCGUCGAUCUCGAAGGGCGAAUCGCGCAGCAACACACAGAUAAGAUGAAAACCCCGCAGACUUUGCUGGCGCGCCGAGUGGGAACGUUCACGGGCUGACUCGCUAUAGGCUACGGGCCAAUGGCGGGUGAUUCAUAU
Messenger RNA from Aplosporella prunicola CBS 121167, 980 nucleotides. RefSeq lists its product as uncharacterized. Bases 302 to 886 code for a protein of 194 amino acids. NCBI's taxonomy places the organism in Eukaryota, Fungi, Ascomycota, Dothideomycetes, Botryosphaeriales, Aplosporellaceae. The record is from RefSeq and is a predicted model, not a curated record. The transcript has a single exon.